This is a messenger RNA of Hevea brasiliensis (rubber tree), 1625 nucleotides long. RefSeq lists its product as uncharacterized. The transcript has a single exon. The coding region runs from base 524 to 1426 and encodes 300 amino acids. Lineage: Eukaryota; Viridiplantae; Streptophyta; Magnoliopsida; Malpighiales; Euphorbiaceae. The record is from RefSeq and is a predicted model, not a curated record.
AUGUCACAAAGUUUUGCUGGUUUUUAGACCAGGUCCAACAUCUUUUUCCAUGACUUUUCUUUUCUUUCUCUAUUUCUUUUUUGGAUUUUUUAUACUAUUUGAUGAACUGUCAAAAGUGAUUAAAUAAAGAAUCCUUGAAGGUUUCUGCCUCAAUCUUCUAUUCUUUUUUUCCCCCUUUCUUAAAGACUAUAAAUAUAAUAAUAUUGUAUGAGAGUGAGAUGCAGAUUUUAAGGUGAGAGUAGUUCUUAUUAAAUACAGUUAUCUAUUCUCUACAUAAUAAAUUGUGAAUUUCCUCUCUGAAAAUUUGAGAGGCAGCUCAUAAAGCACCUAACUUGGCCUAGCCUUUAACUUACAAAUUUUCUUUUUGAGUAUUGGCACAAAAGAGGGGAAAAAAAACCCAUCUCCCAAAAUCCUCCUCAGAUCUCUAAUUUUCUUUCUGUCUUUCUUUAUUUGUCCACAGUUUCAAGAACCCAAUUGCAGUUUUCCAUAUAUCAUCAUCAAGAAUUGUUUUUGUUCCCCUACAAUGAGAGAUAUAGUUUCUUGUUUAAGUGAAAAUGCCAUAAAUGUAUCUCAUUCUUCUUCAUGUUCUAGCUAUUCAAACAAUGCUUGUAUCUCUCCAAGUCUAAUCCCAUCAAUCCAAAAUGCAGUCUCUUGCUUCUAUAAAAUCAUUCUCUCCACUCAAAAGCAACUCUUGGUCACAGUCACCUGGUGCAAGAACCACACAGGCCAAGACCUCAGCAUAAACUUUGCCAAUGACUCUUCAACAUCUUUCAAACUCAACACCAGCGGCGGGCUAUUCAGGAAAAAGAAAGGCAGCAAAGUAAUUGAUUCCGAUAGUUCAAAGAUUGAAGUCUUCUGGGAUCUCUCUUCUGCUAAAUAUGAUUCGGGACCUGCACCAGUUGAUGGGUUCUAUGUGUUGGUCAUGGUUGAUUCAGAAAUAGGCCUUGUUCUGGGUGACAUAGGAGAAGAAAUUAUCUCCAAGAAGCUCAAAGCUAGCACCCCAGUAGCUAAAACCAGUCUCAUUUCAAGGCAAGAGCAUUGUUCAGGCAAUACUUUAUAUGCUACUAAAGCACAGUUCUGUGAAACAGGCAUUCAGCAUGACAUUUUGAUUAAAUGUAGUGGAGAAAAUGAAGGCCAAAAGUAUCCAGUUUUGUCAGUAUGUAUAGAUAAGAAGAUGGUGAUUCGAGUAAAGAGGCUGCAAUGGAAUUUUAGAGGCAACCAGACACUUUUUAUUGAUGGGUUGCUCGUUGAUCUGAUGUGGGAUGUGCAUGAUUGGUUCUAUAACCCUGCUUCUGGUUCUGCUGUGUUCAUGUUCAGGACAAGAAGUGGAAUGGAAAGCAGGCUGUGGUUGGAAGAGAAAUUGCUGCAGAAAGAUCAAGAAAGAGUUGAAUUCUCUUUGUUAAUCUAUGCCUGUAAGAGCCCCUGAAGAAGAAUAAGAAGGGAAAAAAAAAAAAAAACUGACUUUGUUCAUCUUCUGGUUUGUGUUUAUCUUCUCCAGCCUUUGUGUUUGAUUUUAGUUUUCUUUUUUUUUUUUUAAUUUUCUUUCUUUUUUAUUUCCUUUCUUCCUGAAAGGCAUAGAUGCUUAGCAUUCUUUUGAUUAACUGAGAAAUAAUUUCACUUGUUUA